CUCCAAUGACACCAUUUGCCGUGUCUCCUUCUUAGUUUGCUUUUCCUCUCAGCCGGGAGAAGUUGGAGCGACGCGCGAUAUAUUCGCCUCGUUUAUUCGGGGAGGAGGAUUAGCGCCAAUGGAUGCACAAUCGUAAAGGCGUUCAGAUGAGUUUGGACAAGUACGAACUUGAUGUUGGUUGAACAUCCCAAGCAGCUGCGCUGACAGCUCAGCUUGUUGCCGUGCCUCGCCUCACCUCGCCGGCCGCCGGGUCAGAAUUCAGCGACCAGAACGACCGCAGUUAACCUCUACUACAGUCCGCUGGAACCUGCGCCAGCCACCAUUAAACCCCAAGGUAACAUCUCCACUAGUGUGCAACAGGAAGUGUAUGUGAGCAGCGAUGGGCCAGAGAGCCGCACUUCUGCUCAGUGAGCUGCUGCUGCUGCUAACAGCCUCACGCACUCUCCUCGCAGUCAGCUUCCCCGAGGACAUUACACCCCUGGAUGUCGUCGACGCUCACUUUUCACGGAGGUACCCCGUGUUCAGAGGCAGGCCCUCUGGUAACGAGUCGCAGCAUCGCCUCGACUUUCAGCUGAUGACCAAGAUACAAGACACGCUCUUCAUCGCUGGCAGAGAUCAGGUGUACCUUGUAAGUUUGAGAGAAUCCUACAGGAAUGAGAUCAUCCCUUACCGGAAGCUGACAUGGCGAUCAGGCCAGGCUGACAGAGAGAUGUGUGCUGUCAAGGGAAAACACAGAGAUGAGUGCCAUAACUUCAUCAAAGUGCUGGUUCCCAGAAAUGACGACCUGGUCUUCAUCUGUGGCACCAAUGGCUUUAACCCCAUGUGCAGAUACUACAGGCUGGAUAACCUCGAGUUGGAUGGUGAGGAGAUCAAUGGGCUGGCACGGUGCCCAUUUGACUCCAAGCAAACCAACGUUGCCCUUUUUGCAGAGGGGAAACUGUAUUCCGCCACAGUGGCUGACUUUCAGGCCAGCGAUUCUGUCAUUUAUCGCAGUAUGGGUGAUGGUUCCGCCUUGAGGACCAUCAAAUACGACUCCAAGUGGCUUAAAGAACCUCAUUUCCUGCACGCAGCCGAGUAUGGGAAUUAUGUGUACUUUUUCUACCGAGAGAUUGCAGUGGAGCACAGCAAUCUGGGAAAGGUGGUCUACUCUCGCGUCGCCCGGAUCUGCAAAAACGACAUUGGCGGGUCACAGCGUGUUCUAGAGAAACAUUGGACAUCUUUUGUGAAGGCGAGGCUGAACUGCUCUGUGCCGGGGGACUCCUUUUUCUACUUUGACGUGCUUCAGUCCAUCACUGACAUCAUCAACAUCAACGGGGUCCCGUCCGUCGUGGGUGUGUUCACCACUCAGAUGAACAGUAUUCCAGGGUCAGCAGUGUGUGCUUUCUCCAUGGCCGACAUCGAGAAAGUCUUCCGUGGUCGAUUUAAAGAGCAGAAGACUGCUGACUCCAUAUGGACGCCAUUUUCAGAGGAGAAGCUACCCAAACCUCGACCCGGGUGCUGUGCAGGUUACGGUCCAGCUGCACCCUUUAAGAGUUCCAUCGAGUUCCCGGAUGAAACGCUGCAGUUCAUCAAGUCCCACCCUCUCAUGGACACAGCUGUGCCUUCCACUGGGGAUGAGCCCUGGUACACAAAGACACGUGUCAGGUACCGACUGACUGGGCUGGCUGUGGACAAUGAAGCAGGCCCGCACAAGAACUACACUGUGGUUUUCCUUGGUUCUGAGUCAGGGGUUGUCCUCAAAGUUUUGGCAAAGACCUUGUCCAUGUCCCUGAAUGACAGUCUGCUUCUGGAGGAGAUAGAUGUCUUCAACAAGGCCAAGUGCUUGUCUAACCACGACGACGAUAAGCGUGUCCUGUCGCUGCACGUGGAUAAAGACGCACAUAGCCUGUAUGUUGCCUUUUCAAGCUGCGUCAUUCGAAUUCCCCUGAGUCGCUGUGAAAGGCAUUCUUCUUGCCACAAGUCCUGCAUCGCAUUACGUGAUCCCUAUUGUGGAUGGAGGCCUCAAGGAGCCUGCGAGAGGAUACAGCCUGGUCUUUUGACGGGCUAUGAGCAGGAUAUUGAAUUAGGGAACACUGGCCAUUUGGGAGACUGUCAGGCAUUUUUGGGUACUACAUCAGCGCCAGAUUACAAAUCAUUUGGCGACCCUACCUCUGACAUGGAGUUUUCAUCAGCACCAGUCACUGUCCUGCCCAGUGGGCCCAUACCUCCCCCAGUACUCAUUCCCACUCAGAGCCCCAGCUCUGGGCCCGCUCCAGAGCUCUACGGCUCAGGCUUUGUGCUGCAGGAUGACCCAGCCACCUCUCAUUCUUUAGACUCUCUCCCAGGGGGGCAAGAGGGUGUGUGGGAUAUCCAAGCAAGUGAAACCAGCCAGAUGGUCCACAUGAACAUCCUGAUCACCUGCGUGUUUGGUGCGUUCCUCAUGGGUGCCCUGCUAGCUGGUCUGAUUGUCUUCUGCAAUCGGGAAUCAUUCAUGCGAAAGCAACGGCGUGUCCACAAGGAUGCAGAAUCCGCUCCAUCCUGCUCGGACUCUGCUGGAAGCUUCGUCAAGCUCAACGGCCUCUUCGACAGCCCUGUAAAGGAAUACCAGACGAGUGUUGAUUCUCCUAAGCUGUACACCAACCUGCUGAGUAAAGACCUGAAAACGCCCAACGGUGACACCAAGACCAUGAUCCUACGGGAUGGCUGUGCGCCCCCCGAGUUGGCCGCUUUGCCGACACCCGAGUCCACUCCUGUUCUUCAGCAGAAAGGCUUGCAGCCCAUCAAAAACCAGUGGGAGAGGGACCACAGGAAGGUCAGCGGUCCCCGCAAAGAAUCCAACUCGACAGCCAAGAGUUCUCAGCUUCUUCUGUCUUCACCUGGUCCACCCAAAUCCAACUCCAACCAGCCUCACCUGGCCCUGGGACAUUCUCACAUUCCCAGUGCUGUUGUCCUGCCCAAUGCCACACAUGACCACCCAUAUUUUGACAGCGGAGAUGAUACUUUACCACAUCCUUCUGAAAAGAAGCUCAAGAACCCAGACACGAAAGGAAGUAGGAAAGACCAGAAGCGGUCGGUGGAUGCGAGGAAUACACUAAAUGACCUUUUAAAACAUCUCAAUGACUCUGUGGCCAACCCUAAGGCCAUUCUUCAUGAGGGAUCGGGGCCUCGCCCUCGGCACCUCAUGCUGGAACCCAUGGAGGAACUGACAGAACUACCUCCCAGGGUGCCAAGCCGUGAGGCCUCCUUGUACUCUCCUUCCUCCUCCCUGCCGAGGCACAGUCCCACCAAGAGGGUGGAUGUCCCUUUGUCCACCACUCCCACCACGCCAACGGGCAGCCUAAGCAUGGGGGGAACCUUGGAGAGGCCGAGAGGGGGCUAUCAGCUCCAACGGAGUGCCUCUCACAGGCACUCCUUGUCCACCUCAACAAAUGGGGUGACUAUGGGGGUAUCUGUGUCUCGCCAGCACAGUAUGAACAGAGGGGGUUACAUGCUCCCAACACCCCCCUCCAGACUUGAUUCCCAUGUCGGAAUGAUGGGGGCAGGAAUGCACUCGCCCAACCCUCCCUCUUUAUCGCGACAAAGCAGCUACAGUGGGCACGGCUCGCUCCCUCGCACAGGACUUAAAAGGACCCCAUCGCUAAAGCCAGAUGUGCCCCCUAAACCUAAUGGCUUUUCACCACAGACUCCACAGAUGCGAGUGGUCAAUAAGUACAGCUAUUAAAAGAGCACCAACACUUUGGCGUGAGCUCUUUGCCUUGACAAUAUAGCUUUGAGCCUGGAUGGCUUGGCUAUGGAUUGGGUUGACCCCAGUGUAUGUGUGUGUGUGUGUAUACCAACCUGAGGUCUGUUCCCCUUUAAGAGAUAUGCACACUGACUCACACUUCAGUUAAAAGGAAGAAGGAGGAGGAGGAAAGAAAAAAAAAACGUGUGGCCAAAGAAACUCCUCUGAUGUUUUUCAUUCUCUUGAUUUCCAUCCUGCUCGUCAUGUUGGACAUUUGGGCUUUGGUGUCACCCGUUUUCACAUUGAUGUACACGGAUUAGGACACCACAGCAGCAGCCGCCACAGAGUCCGUCUGUGUGUGAGGUACCAGGUUGGAAACAGUGGAAUACUUGAAGAAUGGGUCUCAUUUUUCACUGCCUUUGAGCACUGUCUUCCCAUUAAUGUGAACUGAACAGAGAGGUAGGCCAUGCUUUUGUUAGAGAGCUGGUGCAGGGCAACGGAGAGUAAACCUAAUGCGGUAAUUAUUAGGUUCAAAUAGAACAAAGACAAAGGCAGCAAGCAUACAGAAGAGUAAAUGAUGACGUGUCUUUUCAUUGAGCGUGUUUGCAUCUGUGUAGGCUGAUGUGAAAGAAGGAUCGUGUACUGGCAGAACAAAGUUAACCCUUGGCACUUCAAGAGCGGUGCCAUGCAGACGAUGCACCUUAAAGUCACUGUCUUGCUGAAAAGUGUAUGGGCUGGUUUUAAACUAAGGUGAAACGGUUUUUGUGUCAUUUUUAAAGUAUUUAAAGGUGAUUAGGUUGGGCUACUUUUAAGAUGGUCACAUUGGGUUAUAUACUGGUACAGGGACACUUCACUCACUGGGAUAUCCUCAAUACAUUUUGCUGCUAUUGGUUUGAGACAUAGCUGUUUGUGUUUGCUGCAUUUAGUAGUGCACCAGAUUGGGAUGACCCUAAUAUGGGUAUGCACAUUUUAUUUUAAUUUUUUUUUUUUUUUCCAAAUACAAAGAGUAGCCCUUAGGUACCAUUUCAACAACCAAACACAAUGUUAAGACUGAUGAAUUACCUGAUCGAACAGCUACGGAAUCCUACUGCAGAGACGCUUUCUUGUAAUGUAGCAGGAAUGCAUUUCUCUCCUUCAAUGAAAUUAACACCAAUGAGCCCUGUGUAUGCAUUUGGCAAUACUAAAACUAAACAUUUCUUCCUCCCACAACCAUUAUAUUGGUCACAUUACUAGACAGACAUCGGAAUAAUAGGACUUUUAAGAGCUCAUUCUACUUUCUGUGUUGGUUCCAUUGCCCGCGUUAUCAUUACAGCUUCCCUGUGAUUGGCCAAUGUACAAUCAACACAACAUUUACCAAUGUGUCCGGAUAAGUCAUGCUGGGAAUGACAAGUUUGUGUAUAUACUUAAAUACUAUAAAUAAGGAGUAAGCAUAUUUUUAGGCAAGUGAACAUAAAACCUGUGCAUUGUGUGCCUUAUUCUCAAAAUGACCUACCACAUACAGUAUAAUAUCGGCAAUGUCAACAGUUCUCAGUUUGUUAUUGCCAUUUAUGAUAUAAAUCAUUUCAUUGGCCAAAAGUGUUGAAAAUUAACUACCUAAUUGUAAUGGAACAUUCCACUUGUGAGUGGGUCAUACACAAAAAAAGGUUUUAAAAGAAUGGGCAUUGCUGGUGUUGACUAUGUAUUAAUCCGCCACAUUGAGGUGCCAUGCAGCGAAUGUAUUUUUUUGACAGCGGGACGUAGGUUGUUCAGACCUUGCACUGUGGUCCAGUCAGCUCAAUUCAGCACAUCCUGCCUGCAGCCACCGCAUUAACACGCGAAGAGCUGUUACCGUUGGAAUUGGUUGUGGUUACGCAGAAUCUCAAAUUCAAUUGAGUUUUUAUUGGCCAGUUGGGAUGAGUUACGGAACGAUUGAACUGCAUACUCCAUAUGGGUGACAUCUAUCCGAGUGUCAGGCGCCUGUUUAGCCCAAAGCCACAUUUUGUUUUCAAGUAAUGAUUGUAUGUAAAGACUUCCUUCCAGCCGGUAUUGGGGCUCUUUUUUUUGUGUGCGACACCUGCAAACUGACACACACGAAGAUCCUUACAACAUACACUGCUUAACUGCCUUGUACAUUGCAAUAUGAACUCUUUUUUUCAGUUGCAAUCUAAAUUGAAGCCUUUAAAAUUCAGUCGAAGCUCUUCAUGUGCAGAAAAAAUACAUGUUUUGGUCAUGUCAUUUAGAUUUCAAUGCUGUGCAAGAUGGCGAUACAAGGCCAGGUGUAUAUAUAGGAUCGCCAGUGUAUUUGAGCGUGUAGAUAAUGUUUUAAAGAUGUACUGUGAAAGUGUAAAUAGUAAUGGUCUUUGUUUCAUAUUUUUUGUUGAUUUUUUUUUAACACGGCAUGUAUAGUUGAAAUAAAUCAUUACUGCACCGAAAUAACAUGUAAGGAGUGGUUUUUUACUUUUUGAUUUGAUUGGAUUAGCUGUGUCGCCAUGGUGAAAUAGUGGUUAGCACAUCCGCCUCGCAGUUCUAAGGUAUGGAGGUUCGAAACCAGGCUACGGCCUUCAUCUGUGGGAGUUAGCAAGUUCUCCCCGUGCUUGCAUGGGUUUUUGUCAGGUACUCCGGCUUCCACGUUCAGGAAAGAUGCUUGUUAGCUACAUUGAAGACACUUGUAAAUUUGACACACCACAGAGAAGUGUUGUAAACAACCCUGCCACUGAUGAACUGAUGAAAAAAAUUGCCUAGUAUAUAAAAUAAAGCUUCAAAAUUGUGAAAAAUCAA
Molecule: messenger RNA, 6457 nt
Organism: Phyllopteryx taeniolatus (common seadragon)
Lineage: Eukaryota; Metazoa; Chordata; Actinopteri; Syngnathiformes; Syngnathidae
Gene: sema6d
Product: sema domain, transmembrane domain (TM), and cytoplasmic domain, (semaphorin) 6D, like
Exons: 21
Coding region: 380-3700 (1106 amino acids)
Biological process (GO): negative regulation of axon extension involved in axon guidance; negative chemotaxis; axon guidance
Molecular function (GO): semaphorin receptor binding; chemorepellent activity
Source: RefSeq, a predicted model, not a curated record